GACCUCCUCUUUCCUGUCGGAUCCCUAAUCCAAUCCAUUCUUUGCAUCGGCGACCUCCCGUUCCUCGGCGGUUUCUUCGAUUCGUCAACUAUACUCCACCCGCCCCGACCCUUCCUGCUCCUCAGCGAUUUCUACAUGCCGCUCGUCGUCCCCUAUCCUCUGUUGCGCUAAUCGUUCCGUUUGGGUUAGGCGUCGGUUCAAGUGCCGAGAAGAACAAAACGGUGAAUUACGGUGUUUGUCUGAUCUCCUUCUGCGUCGGGCAUGGAUGUUCAUGAUGGCUCGGGCGAUGAUCGGACAUUUAAGGUCAGUUUCAGUUCAGAAGGCUUAUCGAGGCUGCGUGAGAAGGUCAUGGGGAAGCUGAAGGAGUUCAUGGGCGAUUAUACGGAUGAUACCCUCGUGGACUAUGUUUUGGUUUUACUCAGGAAUGGCCGUCACAAAGAUGAAGCUAAGAAGGAACUGGAUGUCUUUUUGGGGGAGGAGACUGCAACUUUUAUCUCCUGGUUGUGGGAUCAUCUCUCGUCAAAUAUACACUUAUAUUUGCAGCCAGAACAGUCUAUUCCAGAUGAAGUGACUAAGUCUAAACAUGUUCCAUGCGAAUCUUCAGAGAGGCAGAAUGCUCAUGAACAUCAGACAGUUAAAGCUUCAACUGAUUCUAGCACUAGAAAUUAUCAUAGGAGAGGGUGGAAAAGUAAAACACAGGAGAGUAAUGGAACCUUUCCUCUUCACAGUGUUGUGACCAAUAUUCUGCAUGCGGAGGAGAAAGUGUCCAGACCUAAUAUUGACAGGCGAUUGCAUUCUCCUAUAGUCAAGAGUAAGAGAAAGCGAAACAGAGAUGAUGAACACACACAAGUACAGAGAGAUACAACCUCAUAUUCAACAAUUGGUGCUUCACGCCGGCUUCUUCAGUUUGCUGUUCGAGAUGCAGUAAAAACUGUGCAGCAGUCAAACUCUAAGGCUGAGCCAGCUUUAAAAAGAGUUUGCUCGGUAGUCUCAGCAGUUAGUACAGAUUCUGUGAUAGAAGCAAGAUCCCACAGAAGACCAGAGUCAAGAGGACUGGGUACUCUUUCAAUUGCUCUAAAAGCUGCUGCUGAAGCUGCUGAGGAUGCAACCAAGGUCAGGUUGGCCGGUAGUGUUUUUGAUAGAUUGGGUCAUAGCAAACAGAUGGAAGAGGAUGUUAAUCAGUUGUCAGUUCCCACUGCAUUAGAGCUCGAAGAUAGUGAGAUUGCUGCUACUGAUAAGGUUCCAGAACUACUUUAUUUGGAUCGCCCUUACAGAAAUGAGUAUGAUGACUUUGAUGGUAACAUGUCCAUAGUAAAGAAAGAGAUUCCUGUGCCUGCCGAAUGCACAUUAGAUAAUAAUGAAUACGGCAGUGGUAGUGUUAACCAACUUGGUCAGGAUUCUUUUCGAGGUAUUCCAUCUUGCAAAAAAAUCAAAUCUGUGAUGAUGCAGCCAAAUAUUGUACCGGAGUCUGAAGAAAUAUCAAAGAAAAGUAGGUUAUUGGAUCAGGAAAGAACUACUGGUUUAACAGUAAUGAGAUCUAAGAAGGUUGUAGAUAGUCCUGCUAAUGUAACACAGAAACAUACCCAUUAUCAAGUUUCUAGGGAUGAUGCCAAGCUGGAGAAUCAAGUAGCAGUAAAAAAGAGCACAGUUGGUGUAGGAAAUCAGAGUGCCAAGUUUCUAAAAGACAAUGAUGUUUUCCCAGCUCAGAAUAUAAAAGAAAUCGAUCAGGACUGCGAUCAAAAGGAAUUUACUCUGAAACAAUUAUCAGCUCCGGGUUCAUAUACUACUGGCCGACCUUCCGAGGAUGGAGAUUCUCGAACUCUAUUUGUUAGCAAUGUUCAUUUUGCUGCAACUAAAGAUACACUUUCCCGUCAUUUCAACCAAUUUGGAGACGUGCUUAAAGUAAUCAUAGUUACUGAUGCUACCACCGGUCAACCUACAGGAUCAGCCUAUGUUGAAUUCCUGAAGAAAGAAUCAGCAGAUUUAGCAUUGUCAUUGAAUGGUACUUCGUUUAUGUCCCGCAUCCUCAAGGUGGUACGCAGAAGCUCUCAUGAAGCGGCUCCAGUAUUAUCUUGGUCCUGGAUUGCUCGUGCGCCAGCAUUUGCUUCUAGAGUUGGCCGAAUGCCAUAUCCAAGAGGUACAUUUCCUGGCUCUUUUCGAGGGCAUCCCCCAAUUAAACCUGGAGCCAGGAGCUUGCAAUGGAAGCGGGAGACAUCCAUUUUGCAACCUAGUGAGGGAGCAAAACCUCCACUAACAUCAAAUGUCUCGUCGCGGACAGCAAGGAAUCUCACCUACACGCGGACUGAACCCACACCCAAAUCAGCUGGGCUUUCUAGUACCAUUUAAUGGAUCCAUCCAAGCAAGUGACAGUUUCCGCUAGAUUUUGCCUGUGGUUUGCUGUGCAAAACAAAAUGCUAGAGAAUCACGCUGGAGAUUAUUCAGUAUUAUGAUCAUGGCCACUUUGAGGCUCUGACUGAAGCUGCAAACUUUCAUAGAGCCCCCAUUUUUAUGCCCCUUGCGACGGACAUUCAAAAUGAGUAAUUGGUUUAUCCAAUUUUUAUCUUCUUUACUUAUUGAGUAGCAGCGCUGAUGUUUGUAAAUAUAUUGGAAUCUCAGCAAACGGUUCUUGGUUGCAGUAACCUAUUCCAUCGAUUUAUCUGAGCCUCCGGUUUCACAUUUCCUUUGAAUAAUUUCUUUGGCUAUGUAAACCUCGAACUCCGAUUUUAAGCUGUUGCUGGAUAUCAUUAGAAUCCAAAGCAUUCAAAGAUUCACUAUGGACAAUGACAAUAGUUUAAUUGAGCUUCAUAUGUA
Messenger RNA from Zingiber officinale, 2811 nucleotides. RefSeq lists its product as uncharacterized. Gene Ontology annotation, molecular function: poly(A) binding. Gene Ontology annotation, biological process: mRNA processing; regulation of mRNA stability. Gene Ontology annotation, cellular component: cytoplasm; nucleus. The record is from RefSeq and is a predicted model, not a curated record. Bases 262 to 2346 code for a protein of 694 amino acids. Lineage: Eukaryota; Viridiplantae; Streptophyta; Magnoliopsida; Zingiberales; Zingiberaceae. The transcript has 9 exons.